AUGCACUACAAAGUCGGUGCCACAUCUCGGCAGGUCUACCAAAAGACCUUUGCGGCCUCAUACAGGGCGCAUCUCAAUGCCGAAGCUCGGAAGAAGUUGAUUGUAAAGCUUCAGUCAGAGAUGCAGCAGAAGGAACGAGCAGUUCAGCAGCGCCUUGCCGACUCGGACGUCAUGGGCAGACUCACAUCCCGGGAGCUGGACAGCAUGGCUCGGAUUAACGAUGAGCUGAGUGGAAAAGUAUCGGUGGUAUUAGACACCCGGUUCCUGGAUAUGGAAAACCAUAACAAAAUCCAGAACAACGAUCUUAUCCACAAGAGCAACGAGCAUACCAAGAUUCAUGAUUCGCUCCUGGAUGCCACCGCAAAGUUGAACAGCUCGACUGCCGCUCGUGUGCAGCUAUCGAAGGAGUUGACCGAGCUAAACAACCUCAACAGUACGAUUAUGGGCGAUCAGGCGGGUACCAUCGAAGAGAAUGCGGCCCUUCGAAGCAAGGAGGCAAAACUUGCGAAGAGUGACGAAUGGCUCACCAGCGAGCGGGAAAGCCUCCUUAUCAACGAAGCGCACACUGCGCUAAUCGCCGACAAUCAAGCCUUGAAAUCCAGCUAUGCCGCCUUGGAGAUGGACAAGGCUUCCUUCGAGACACUCGCGAAUUCAGUUAUCCGCUUCCUCUUAAAGGGAGGCUGUCGGCUUGAUGCCCAUGUCCGCAAAGUAGACGCAGAUUUAAAGAUCUACAAGACUGAGGCACGAUUACUGAAGGAGUACAAUGGGAACCGAGCGACGUCCCAUGAUUUGCUCAAUGAAUAG
Molecule: messenger RNA, 804 nt
Organism: Aplosporella prunicola CBS 121167
Lineage: Eukaryota; Fungi; Ascomycota; Dothideomycetes; Botryosphaeriales; Aplosporellaceae
Exons: 2
Coding region: 1-804 (267 amino acids)
Source: RefSeq, a predicted model, not a curated record